UCCCUUCUUCACAAAAAGGAAAAAAAUUAGGAAAUCGUAGGUCCUUGGGUUUUUUUUUCUAUCCUUAGUCAGAAAGCUCGAAAGGUCACACGGUAAUGAGCACUCACAGCAAACACACUGUCUCCCCCCACCAUUCCCUUCUAUCCCACAAUAAAAUCAUCUCCUUCAAUUUGCCAUGAUCGUCGCGACCAGGAGCCAGGUGAUUAUCCUAAUUAAUGUCUAUCUAAUUAAAUUACUGUCAGCGGUUAACCAAUGGCAGGAGCCGUUUCAUCCGCUCCACAAGCAGCAAGAUCAAAAGUGAGUCUUUCCUUAUUGCUGCAUAGUGUCAAUUGGCCAAUCUCUUCUCCCAGGGAAAAAAAAAAGUAAAUCAAACGUUGGGGAAGCGUUUGGUGGGAGAAAUGCUUUCUGCCUCGGGAGGGUCCCAGGAUGUCUAGUUUAUGUUAAGAGGAGCCCUUUAGAACCAGAGACUGAAGGGUUAUUGUAUUGGUGCUAGAGCUAUGCAGCUGGAGCAUUGUCUUUCUCCCUCUAUCAUGCUCUCCAAGAAAUUUCUCAAUGUGAGCAGCAGUUAUCCACAUGCAGGCGGAUCUGAGCUUGCCUUGCAUGAUCAUCCCAUUAUCUCGACCACUGACAACCUGGAGAGAAGUUCACCUCUGAAAAAAAUUACCAGGGGGAUGACGAAUCAGUCAGAUACAGACAAUUUUCCUGACUCCAAGGACACACCAGGGGACGUCCAGAGAAAUAAACUCUCUCCCGUCUUGGACGGGGUCUCGGAGCUUCGUCACAGUUUCGAUGGAUCUGCUGCAGAUCGCUAUCUGCUCUCUCAGUCCAGCCAGCCCCAGUCCGCUGCCGCUGCUCCCAGUACCAUGUUCCCUUACCCCAGCCAGCAUGGACCCGCUCACCCAGCCUUUUCCAUCGCCAGUCCAAGCCGCUACAUGGCUCACCAUCCUGUGAUCACCAAUGGAGCUUACAACAGCCUCCUGUCCAACUCUUCUCCACAAGGUUACCCUACGGCAGGCUACCCUUACCCCCAGCAGUACGGCCAUUCCUACCAAGGGGCGCCUUUCUACCAGUUCUCCUCCACCCAGCCGGGGCUGGUGCCCGGCAAAGCUCAGGUCUACCUGUGCAACAGGCCACUCUGGCUGAAAUUUCACCGGCACCAGACAGAGAUGAUCAUCACCAAACAAGGGAGGCGCAUGUUCCCUUUCCUAAGUUUUAAUAUUUCUGGUCUGGAUCCCACGGCUCAUUACAAUAUUUUUGUGGAUGUAAUUCUGGCCGAUCCCAACCACUGGAGAUUUCAAGGAGGCAAAUGGGUUCCUUGCGGCAAGGCGGACACCAAUGUACAAGGAAACCGAGUGUAUAUGCACCCCGAUUCCCCCAACACUGGAGCCCACUGGAUGCGUCAGGAAAUCUCUUUUGGGAAAUUAAAACUUACAAACAAUAAAGGAGCCUCAAACAACAACGGGCAGAUGGUGGUCUUGCAGUCCUUACACAAGUACCAGCCCCGUUUGCAUGUGGUGGAGGUGAACGAAGACGGGACGGAGGAUACUAACCAGCCGGGCCGAGUGCAGACUUUCACCUUCCCGGAGACUCAGUUCAUAGCUGUCACCGCCUACCAGAACACCGAUAUUACACAAUUGAAAAUAGAUCACAACCCUUUUGCAAAAGGCUUUCGAGACAAUUAUGAUACGAUCUACACGGGCUGCGACAUGGACCGGCUCACGCCUUCCCCCAAUGACUCCCCCCGCUCGCAGAUCGUGCCCGGGGCCCGCUACGCCAUGGCCGGCUCCUUCCUGCAGGACCAGUUCGUGAGUAACUACGCUAAGUCCCGCUUCCACCCCGGUGCUGGCGCUGGCCCGGGGCCGGGCAGCGACCGCAGCGUGCCCCACACCAACGGGCUGCUCUCUCCCCAGCAAGCCGAGGACCCCGGGGCCCCGUCCCCGCAGCGCUGGUUUGUCACCCCGGCCAACAACCGCUUAGAUUUCGCCGCCUCCGCUUACGACACGGCCACUGACUUUGCUGGCAAUGCCGCCACCCUGCUGUCCUACGCAGCGGCCGGGGUCAAGGCGCUGCCCCUGCAGGCGGCUGGGUGCACGGGGCGGCCGCUGGGCUACUACACCGACCCCUCGGGAUGGGGCGCGCGUAGCCCCCCGCAGUACUGCAGCAAAUCCAGCUCCAUGCUCUCCUGCUGGCCCAACAGCGCAGCGGCGGCCCGGAUGGCCACCAGCAACCCGUACCUAGGGGAGGAGGCGGAUAGCCUGGUCACCGAGAGAUCCCCCUUGCCGGGCGCUGAGGACUCCAAGCCCAAAGACUUGUCUGACUCCAGCUGGAUCGAGACCCCCUCGUCCAUUAAAUCCAUCGACUCCACUGAUUCUGGGAUUUACGAGCAGGCCAAGAGGAGGCGGAUCUCGCCCUCGGACACCCCGGUGUCGGAGAGCUCCUCUCCCCUCAAGAGCGAAGUGCUGACCCAAAGGGACUGUGAAAAGAACUGCGCCAAGGACAUCGGCUACUAUGGCUUCUACUCCCACAGCUAGACUCUGCCCCGUCCCUUCCCGUCCCUUUGCAUUCGGUCGCCCACCGCCACGCUCUCGAGUGAAUACAACAGUCCUUUUGCACAGCAACUUCUCAGCAGUUAGCGCACUGAUCCCAACUUUAGCUGUUUCUUUUUAUGUCCCCCCCGAAAGAGUUUUAGCUGUAAUU
Pelodiscus sinensis (Chinese soft-shelled turtle) is the source of this 2697-nucleotide messenger RNA. It is a transcript of the gene TBR1, whose product is annotated as T-box brain transcription factor 1. Gene Ontology annotation, biological process: cell fate specification; positive regulation of DNA-templated transcription; regulation of neuron projection development. Gene Ontology annotation, molecular function: RNA polymerase II cis-regulatory region sequence-specific DNA binding; DNA-binding transcription factor activity, RNA polymerase II-specific. Gene Ontology annotation, cellular component: nucleus; chromatin. The record is from RefSeq and is a predicted model, not a curated record. NCBI's taxonomy places the organism in Eukaryota, Metazoa, Chordata, Testudines, Trionychidae.